Molecule: messenger RNA, 1578 nt
Organism: Mesorhabditis belari
Lineage: Eukaryota; Metazoa; Nematoda; Chromadorea; Rhabditida; Rhabditidae
Source: the annotation of a GenBank genome assembly
AUGUUUUAUCACCUAUUCACUAUUGGAUAUUUGAUAGCAAAUGUAAAAUCUUUUCCUGUAUCAGCCUCAACUCCAAUUGAUCGAUUUGCGAAAGAUUUUCUUUUCCAAUUUGGAUAUUAUGAGAAUCAUUUGGGAUAUGGAGAAGAUGUGAAAAAUAAUGAAGAAAUGACGAGAAAAGCAAUUAGGCGAUUUCAAAAGAAUUUUAAUCUUCCGUUGACUGGUUUACUUGAUGAGAUAACAAGAAAAGAAAUGAAAAAACCGAGAUGUGGAGUAAAAGAAAUUCUACGGAAUCCGAUAAUGAAUAACAAGCUACGGUAUUUCGUAAUGAAUAGCCGGCCAUUGGAUCUCGAAAGGGAAAGAAGAUUUGAAGACAAGAAUUUGACAUAUUCGAUUGAGAAAUUUAGUGAGAAUGUGACGAAGGAGGAGAUCAGAGCCGCUGCUCGUUUAGCCUUCGACAAAUGGGAAGAAGUGACUCCUCUGCAAUUUCACGAGGUUCCAUCAAAUGGGAAACUUAAACCCAGCUUCGAGAUAGGCGUUCACAGACGACCCGGUUAUUUAUGUGAUCCAUUUGAUGCUGAUGGUAUGCUUAGCUUUGUAGCCCGUCUAUGCCCAUACCCCGAGAAACUCGGUCUUGUUCAUUUCAAUGAUGAGAAGCAAUGGACCUUUCGGAACCAGAGACAGAUUGUAAGCGGCUUCCUCGACCUGAUCGCCAUUGCAGUACACGAGAUCGGUCAUGCCAUCGGGCUCGAUCAUUUGCCAAAUCCCGAUGCAAUCAUGUAUCAACUCUAUGAUACGGAAAUCAGACGUAACAAGAAAUACGUUGAACCAAAGUUACAUCAGGAUGACAUUGACGCUGCUCAAAAAGUUCAUGGGAGUAAAACAAUCACAACUACAGCGGAUGCAGCCACUGCAGCUACAGUAGUCACAAAAAUUGCUACUCCUUCUACUCGAGCCGAAACAACUAAAGCCCCAAUGAACCGAUCCGAUCGGAAAACCCUCUCACUGAGCCGAAAACUCUCAUCGACUUCUUGCCCAACAAAAAUUGAUAAUUUCUUUGCAGUAGCAGACCAGGAAUUUAUUGUUGAUGGAGCACAUCUUUUUCAGCUAGAUCAUUGGAGGAUUGAAAAGGUUUUGCCGAUUUACAAAGUUUUCCCCAAAAUCCCCCAAAAUAUUGAUGCUAUCGUUUUUGAGCCAAUCAACAGGAAAGUAAUCUUUUUCGCGAGAACUGAGAACGGUUCUUAUGCUUAUAUCUACUUCUUCAGUCUAUUUUCCAAUGAAUAUUUGAGAGAAUAUGUGCGAUUAGUGCGUGGCUAUCCGACUAAUGUCACUGGAGCUAUUCAGACUCCGAAUGGAAAGAUUUUGCUCGUUGAUCAAAACAGCAAUUUAUUCAAACUCGAUGUGAUCACAUUCAAUGUGACCGUUUAUCAGGGAAAAGAUUUUCGAUCGUUUCCACGAAAUGUCAGGGGAGCUUUUCAACUCACCGAUGAAAUCUAUCUUUUGAUGAAACCCCGAGAAUUCAUCGUUUACAAUCGAGUGACAACCGAUGCCGAAGGGAAUUCCACCAUAGAACUGAUGUGU